Messenger RNA from Lymnaea stagnalis (great pond snail), 396 nucleotides. Lineage: Eukaryota; Metazoa; Mollusca; Gastropoda; Lymnaeidae. The record is from the annotation of a GenBank genome assembly.
GCGAUUUUACUGCUCAUGGUUUUGACCACCAUCUCUGCCCUCUCAAGUUUGGAAAAUUUCUGCAUAACGUAUCUUGAGCAGACGGCGGACGACACCUACAGGUGCUCCGCGAAGGUGGGGACGAUCUCCUUCAAGGACUCCCGGGACGACGCUCUGAUCGCCUACCUGUGCUGCCUGGGCGCGUGGAACGACGUGACCCACAACUACAGCGUGUAUCUCGACUCGACGUUCCUGCAGUACGUCUCCUACCAGACCAACGACACGGUGCUGUUAAACAUCGCCAAUUUCGUCAAGAUGUGCACAGCGAACGCGGACUUACUUCCGGUUCUGACGACCGAUAAUUUCUUGUACUGGGGCAACCACAGCCACGUGGUCGCAAACUGCAGGCAGAACUGA